Messenger RNA from Phasianus colchicus (ring-necked pheasant), 4334 nucleotides. Lineage: Eukaryota; Metazoa; Chordata; Aves; Galliformes; Phasianidae. The record is from RefSeq and is a predicted model, not a curated record.
UUCGCCGCCUCCAUCCCGGUUCUCCUUCUCCCCGCAGGUGGUGCCGCCGGGCGGCCGGAGCCCGGACUCGUCCCUCCGCGGCGUCCAUCUGCCGCCGCUGCCCGGCCCGGAGAGCGCGCGGGCCUCCGGGAGCCGCCGCGCACAGGUAGGGAGCCCGAGGGAGGCGGGGCCGGACGUCUUCCCGCGCCGCGUGGGGGCCGCCCUGUGCCGGUGCGGCUGUGGGGAGCGGGGCGGCAGCCGCCCGCGGGCUGAGCGCUGCCCUCGCUGCUGCGUGCGGCGCGAGCGGCGAGGACCGCGCUCACUCGGCCUUCCUCCUCGGCUUCUCUUGCAGGCGGGCGGGCGGCAGUUCCUGGAGUCGGCGACCGGCGGCGGUGCCAGUGGCCAAAGCAGACAGCCUCAGCCACUCUUGCUGCCUCGCUUAAGGCGGGCGGGGCUGCCGGCAGCAGCACCCAGGCGUGCAGCAGCAGCUUCUGGGGUCUGCAAGCUGCCUGCUCUGCCAGCGGCAGCCUCUUCCACACCAUCUCCAAGAGGCACAGCACGUGCUGUGGGCAUUAGAGGUGGCAGACUCCCAGUACUUGCCCCGAGACCUCCGGGAACCUUGCAUGUCCAGGACAGGACAGCAGGGGCUGAGGGCGGGGUUCCAGCUCUGGAAGUCUCAACUAUUCUCACGCCUUGGUAUGCCAUACCCAGGCAAAACUACAGGAUGUCCCUGGGCUGUGCUGCAGCUGCAAGCCCAGGAGUUGGAGUGCAGCUGGCAGUACCAGGGCGGCAAGCACCUACCAGCAGCCUGAGAACACCAGCAGGAACGGCCCAGGGACUGACCACCAAGGCUGGGAAGAUCCACACAGCUUGGAGAGAUGCUCAGGAGGGCAGCAGAGACACUCGUGCUGCCACUACACCAUCUUCCAGAGCAGCUCAGAAGGGCCUAGAAGAGCAGGCAGGCAGCAAAAGGCGAGGCAAGAAGUAUCUGCCUGCAUUAGUGCCUGAAGAUGCAGACAACUUAGAUUCUCUCAAGGUUGCACACUCUCCAGAGAAGGCUGAUGAUGCACCAUUCUUCCGAAGAGUGUGUGAAGGGGGAGAAAGAAACAUAACUGCCACCUCCAUGCCUGAAGUCUCCAGACAAGCUCUGGGAGCAGCACUGAGACUGCAAGAUCCCAGAGGGGUCAACCAGGAGGCCUAUGGAUGUUCUCUAGUACAUCGAGCAAUCCGGAGAAUUCGGGAUGAGGCAAGGAGGGAGCAGAUGUUGUCCACCUGGAACAUCUCCUGGCCAAACGUGAGCAUGCUCAGGCUGCUAAAACUUGAAGCAGCACAUGCCAGUGCCAGUGCUACUGACAGUGCUCAGGGUAUGCUGGACACCCGCGCCACAACAUCGAUGGUAGAGAGCCCCAUUCCUGUACCAGGAGAGUUCAUAUCCUGGGAUGCUGGAGUGCAGGAUGAACCGCAUGAUUCAGAAGAGAUUGCUGAGACAGAAACUGCGGGACAGUCAUCUGGUGACCUGCAGAGUGCAUGUCUUGCUCCAUCUGAUGAGGCAGAAACAGUGCGUUCAGCUUCUCUUCCGGAUGCAGGUCCUGGGCUUAGAGGACACCUUGAGCCAUUGCCCACAUCUGUGCUUGAAGAUGUAGAAAACUCAGAUUCUUUUGAGACUGCGCACUAUCCAGAGGUGGCCAGUGCAGCACCACUCCUCAUGUCAGCAUGUGAGGAAAGAGAAGAAACAGUGAUGGCUGUGCUGGAACUGUCCAAACAAGCUCUGGGGGAAACAUCAAAACUGCAAGAUGCCAGAGAGAUCUAUGAGGUGACCUAUGGAUAUUCUCCAAUUUUCCCAGCAAUUUUCCCAGAAACUGCAGGACAGUCAUCUGGUAACCUGCAGAGUGCAUGUGUUGCCCAGUCUGAUGAGGCAGAAACAGCACAUUCAGCUUCUCUUCUGGAUGCAGGUGCUGAGCCUGCAGGACAGCUUGAGCCAUUGCCUGCAUCAGAUCCUCAAGAUGUGGAAAACUCAGACUGUUUCACAGCAGCACACUCUCUGGAGGUGGCCAAUGAAGCACCCUUCUUCCUGCCACUGAGUGAGGGAGAAGAAAGAGAAGAACCAGCUAUGGCCAUGUCUGAGUCCUCCAGACAAGGUCUGGGAGAAACAUGGAGAUUGCAAGAUCCUAGAGAGAUCUACUGGAAGUCUUAUGGAUGUCCUCCAGUUCACCCAGCAAUCCUCAGAAUCCGUGAUGAGGCAAGGAGGGAGAAGAUGUUGUCCAGUAGGAACAUGUCUGAGCCAUACAGUCUGAGCAGCCCCAGGCUUCUCGUGCUCCAAGCAGCAGAUGACGGGGCCAGUGCUGCUGACACUGUUUGUGGCAUGCUGAACAUCUGCACCACAACAUCGAGGGCAGAUGGCCACUUUCCUGCCUCUUGUGAUUCCCAUAGUCGGCAUAUUAGAAUUAAGUAUGCACCGGGAGAGUCCACUGACAAUGCUGCCAGUGAUGCCAGCACCAAUCACAGCAUGCUGGAUGCCAGGGACACUGGAGUGAGGACUGACAGCAUGGCCACACCCUCCUUUUUUUCCUUUGAUUCUGUGGAGGGUGUGGAAGAGGAAUGGGAAGACAACCGUGAGGAAGAAGCUGCUGAAGCAGCUAGUGUGCCACCAAGCAUUUCUCAUUCCUCAUCUGGUGAGAUGAAGACAGCAGCGGCUCACCGCUGGAUGCCAGCUGUCAUCAGGAGUGUGUUCCGGGUUCUGCGCAGGGCUUCCAUUUGCAGCUGCAUCAGUGGACAGCAAGAGGAGACGUACGAGGCUGCAAACACCAGGCAGCUCCCCAGAGAUGUCUGAUUCCAUCCUGUCAAUGUAGAAUUCUGCAGGACACCUUGAGCCUUUGCCUGCAUCAGUUCCUCAAGAUGCAGAAAACUCAGGAGACAGUGCACUCUCCGGAGGUGGCCAGUGAAGCACCCUUCUUCCUGUCAUUGUGUGAGGGAGGAGAAAGAGAAGAAUCAGCUAUGGCCAUGCCUGAGUCCUCCGGACAAGGUCUGGGAGAAACAUGGAGAUUGCAAGAUCCCAGAGAGAUCAACAGGGAGGCCUAUGGGUACUCUCCUAUGAUCUCAGGAAUCCGUAGAAUUCGUGACAAGGAUAGAAAUGAGCAGAUGUUUUAACACUGGAAAUAUUUCCUGGCCAAGGAAUGUGAGAAGCCCCAAGCAACGAAGGCUCUAGGCAAGAAGUGAUGCAAUCAAUAAUGUUGGCAUUGUUCAGGGCAUGCCAGGCAUCUGGCCCACAACAUCAUGGGCUGAGGACCGGUUUCCUGCCUCUGAUGACUCCUGAAUGUGGGCUGUUCAACUGCCAGUUGUGCAGGAAGACACCACUGAUGACAGCAGCGGUGCUGCCAGCACAGUUCAGGACAUGCUGGGUGCCAAUGAUACUGCAGUGACAGAUGAGGGCAUGCACCCACCCUCCUGUCUUUGCCCUUUAAUGCUGGAGGAUGUGAAAGAAGAAUGGAAUUGUGACUCUGAGGAAGAUGCUGCUGCAGAGGCAGUUAGCAUCACUCCCAGCACAUCUGAUGCUUUUUGUGAUGAGAUGGAGGCCAUGCUUUCAGCUUACCCUGUGGCCGCAGAUCCCAGGCCUGAGGGGCACGUAUUAGCAUGUAAGGGAGCAGAAGAUGUGGGCCCUCUGCAUGAGAUAAGCAAGGUUUCUGCAGAGGCCAGAGGAGAUGCACAAAAUUGUGCUUCAGAGAUGCACUGGAUGAUGGCCCAGGUACCACUGCCUCACCACACGCAGAAGCCUGCCACCGGAUGCCAGCUGUCAUCAGGAGUGUGCUCCGGGCUCUGCGCAGGGUUUGCACCUGCAGCUGCAUCAGGGGACAGCGAGAGGAGAGGCAUGAGGCUGCAAACACCAGGCAGCUCCCCAGAGAAUCAUAGAAUCACUCACGUUGGAAAAGACCUUAAAGAUCAUCAAAUCCGACCAUGACCAUACUACCCUAACUGAUUCCAUCCUGUCAAUGUAGAAUUCUGAUUAAAUGUUAUCUUUAUUCUAUCCUGGCUGAGUGCUGUCUCAUCUGUGCACUCAUGUGUGUUUGGUCUCUGAGUGCAGCUACUGAAGUCAGAGCACAGGGCAAUGGAUCCCUGUGUCAGUGGUGCCAGCAAGUGCAGAAAUCACUCUGCGUACAAGGCAGAGUGAUUUCUGGCUAGCAAAGGACAAGCACGCUGAGCCAGUGUGUGUGAGAGGUGGUCUGCAGUGAAGGGCAGGAGUAGUUCCAUAUGGGGCAGCCCUGGUGGGAGGGUGCUGGUUUGUAGGGGUGAGAGCACAGCCAGGCAUCUACCUAGAAUAGACCAGGAGUGUCCUGGCUGGAUUGGUGCUAGUGCCUGCU